GGGGAGGUCAGUCAGGCAGCGGUUGAUGGGGGGAGAGCGAGACAGGAGGCAGUUUUCAGCCCUUCUGCAUCUUUCAUGAGGGGAUCCUCCGUCACCGAGGCGCCUGGAAGGACUGAGAGACAGAGUUGGUCCUGAGGUGUGCGUUGCUCACACAGUGGCAUUUAGAGCAGGAACGAAGCAGGAGGAGUGACACGGAGCCGGGCUCUGCACUUUACAGACUGUGGUACCUGUGGGUGAGAGCCCCCGAUGGACAGAACGCGAGCCUGAGCUCGGUGCAUGAGGGAAGAGAGAGAGGGCACCGCCGCUGGCUGCCGAGGGACCUGGACCCGGGUCCUCGGUGCAUGAGGUGACCCCGGUUCUGCAAAACUGGAAGAACCCGCGUGACGACAAGGACAGAACCGUCUGUGCAUGAGCGGCCGGUGGGACUGACGCUCGAACCAACGUCUGCCACACGGGGCCGAGCCCCGGCCUGCAGGGAUGUCCUCCAACGAGCUCAGCGUGGAGAUGGACUCCUGCAUCCGGACCUUCAAGGAGCACAUGCACCUGGAGCUGGAGCCCCCCAGGGUGCCGGGCGUGGGGGGGGGGAGGCGGGGCGCCACCUCGCCCAAGCUGUCGCCCAGGAGCUCCCCGCGCCUCUUCCGCAAGCUGAUGGUCAACAAGAGCAUCCGGCAGAGGCGGCGCUUCACGGUGGCCCACACCUGCUUUGACGUGGAAAAUGGCCCGUCUGCCGGCUGCAGCCCCCUGGACCCCCAGGCCUCCCCCGGCUCCGGCCUGGUGCUCCACACUAACUUUCCGGGCCACAACCAGCGCAGGGAGUCCUUCCUGUACCGCUCCGACAGCGACUACGACCUGUCGCCAAAGUCCAUGUCACGAAACUCCUCCAUCGCCUCAGAACUACACGGUGAUGAUCUGAUCGUAACCCCUUUUGCUCAGGUUCUGGCAAGCCUACGAAGUGUAAGGAACAACUUCACUGUACUGACCAAUGUCCAGUGUGCCUCCAGCAAGAGAUCUCCUGCAGCAGCGACUCAGCCCCCGAUCACCAGGGUUUGUCUCCCAGAUGAGGCUUACCAGAAGCUGGCCAUGGAGACGAUGGAGGAGCUGGACUGGUGUCUGGACCAGCUGGAGACCAUCCAGACCUACCGCUCUGUCAGUGACAUGGCCUCCAACAAGUUCAAGAGAAUGUUGAAUCGGGAGUUGACGCACCUAUCGGAGAUGAGUCGGUCUGGGAAUCAGGUUUCCGAAUUCAUCUCCAACACUUUCUUAGACAAACAGAAUGAGGUGGAGAUCCCGUCCCCAACAUCGAAAACAAGAGAGAAGAAGAAGCAACAGAAGCAGCAACUGAUGACGCAGAUCAGCGGGGUCAAGAAGGUUUCCCAUGGGCCCUCGCUCUCCAGCAGCAGUAUCUCGCGCUUCGGUGUUAAGACCGAUAAGGAGGAGGUGCUGUCAAAGGAACUGGAGGAUCUGAACAAGUGGGGCCUCAACAUAUUCACAGUUUCCGAGUACUCCAACAACCGACCUCUCACCUGCAUCAUGUACGCCAUCUUCCAGGAGCGAGACCUGUUGAAGACUUUUAAGAUCCCAGCGGAUACAUUCGUGGCCUACAUGAUGACACUGGAGGAUCACUACCAUUCAGACGUGGCCUACCAUAACAGUCUGCAUGCUGCUGAUGUAGCUCAGUCCACACACAUACUCCUGUCAACUCCAGCUCUGGAUGCGGUCUUCACAGAUCUUGAGAUCCUUGCAGCCAUCUUUGCAGCAGCCAUCCACGAUGUUGACCAUCCGGGAGUAUCAAACCAAUUUCUAAUCAAUACUAACUCUGAGUUGGCUUUGAUGUACAAUGAUGAAUCUGUGUUGGAGAACCAUCAUCUAGCUGUGGGAUUCAAACUACUACAGGAAGACAACUGUGAUAUUUUUCAAAACCUCACCAAGAAGCAGAGGCAGUCUCUACGCAAAAUGGUCAUUGACAUGGUUUUGGCCACUGACAUGUCUAAACACAUGAGUCUGUUGGCUGAUCUGAAGACUAUGGUGGAGACAAAAAAGGUGACGAGCUCAGGAGUGCUGCUGCUGGACAAUUACACAGACAGGAUACAGGUGCUCCGUAACAUGGUCCACUGUGCUGACCUAAGUAACCCAACCAAGUCUCUGGAGCUGUAUCGUCAAUGGACUGAUCGGAUAAUGGAGGAGUUCUUCCACCAGGGAGACCGAGAGAGAGAAAGAGGGAUGGAGAUCAGUCCCAUGUGUGAUAAACAUACAGCCUCAGUGGAGAAGAGCCAAGUGGGUUUUAUCGACUACAUUGUGCAUCCUCUGUGGGAGACCUGGGCUGAUCUGGUCCAUCCAGAUGCCCAGGAUAUCCUGGACACACUGGAGGACAACAGGAACUGGUACCAGAGCAUGAUCCCUCAGAGUCCCUCCCCACCCUUCUAUGACCAGGGUACACAUGGACACAGUGGCGGCACUGGAGGGCAGGGAAGUGGGGAGAAAUUUCAGUUCGAGCUGACCUUGGAGGAAGAGGACUUGGAUGGAAUAGAGAAAGAUGGUGAAGUGGAGGAGGAGGAGGAGGAAGAAGAAGAAUUAGAAGAGGAGGAGGAGGAUAGUGUAGGAGAUUCUAGAUCUCCCCCUCUAGACUAUUUGGAUGCUCAAGAACACGAGGAGUGCAGCAUGAUGGAACCUACAACAGCAAUAGAAAUUGUGACACACGAGGCGUCACCCACAGACACAUAGGGCUUCCAUCAUCACGCUGAUAUGGUGAUUUGAAAGUUUUUGGAAAAAAGAGGAGAAACCUCUUGCAGCUGUGCUUUUUAAUAAGCCCAAAGAAGCAAGGGCUUAGCUUUGGCCCGCACUGGGGCGUCUUGCACUUGGGCGUUUGAAGCCAGAAGGACAGACAGUUUCAGUGGGAUGGCUUCAGAGUUCUCAGGAAAUAAUUACUGCGAACAUUUUAGUCUUGAUGGACAGGCAAGACUGAGGGUGGAACUUGAAGGAUUUCAGCCAGAUUGGAAAAGUGUUACUUUUCUUUUCUGGACUGGCGUUAAAUGGACAUCGACACUACUGAGAGAAGUUUUGUACCUAAAGACUUUUUUACAGAUAUGAUAUAAUCUAGAAGUAGCAUAGAGUAAGAUCUACUGAUGGGACAUGUUUGUAUAGCAAGAAAAAGUGUUUACUUUUUUCCUGUACCAUUUGUCAAAAGACUUUUGUGUGCCUUUUUUACUAUUGUCUUUAUAAUAGUUUUUUAUUUAUUGAACACUCUAGUAUGUCUGUGAUUUUUUUUGUCUUAUCUGAAAGAGCAAAACCUUUUUGUAUGUUUAAAAUCAGUCUUCCAUGUAUUGGGCAAUAGAGAAAUCCAAACGUCGACAAACAAUUAUUAGGCAAAUUCAUGAACACCAACAUUUAUGCAUUUUGCCACCGCCAUUUUUUGGGGGAAGGAUUCAAACCCUUCAUUCAUGAUUCUUAUUAAAGUUAAUUCAUUGCAUCAUAUUUGAAAUGAAUGUCAAGUCACACUACACAGUAGAUCUGUUCUAUUCACACAUACGUUUUCAUCUUCUUCUUUGAAGGGUCUGCAAACCAUUUGACUCAUACCAAAUAUGCUCACUGACAACUAUUUACUUUAACUUUUCAUGUUUAUCUUGACAAAAUAAGCAAAAUUAGGACUAAAGCAAAAAAAUGAUCACAACAAACUAAUCUGAGCUAAUAAAAUGAAGUUAUUCAGCUACAGACAAAAUUCUAGCCCUCACUCAUGCGAUAUUUUCCUAAUAAUCCUGUUGGAUAGAACAAGUCGUGACACUAGACCUGUCUGAUGUAAUACCCUUCUACCCCCACCCAUGAGCAAUCAACCCAAGACCUACAGCUGCCUGCCUGUAAGGUGCUCACAGACCCUCAUCAGUGCCAUUCACAUGGUUUAUAAACCCCAAUGGAGGCCAUGGCCACGACCCCAAAACAAUCAGGCCAGCUAUUUCUUCCUCAUGAUAAAAAUCCCUCAAGAGCCGCUUCUGUUCACUGACGUCAACGGAAUUGUUCCCCACCCCCUCCACUGUAUCAGGUUUCCAGGACAGUUGGGUCACAGAUGGAACUGCUGGAUUCAGCAUAAGAGAAUGAAGUGGAAUAAUUAGGUGGUAGAAUUUUGUUGUUUCACUAAAGACUAAAGUGUUGGGGAAGAUGGUAUGAAAAUGGUUUGCAGACCUCUCAUUUCCACUCUAGUGGUUUUUAUUUAUAAAUGUUCUAGUCUAACGUCAAGUGUGAUUUACAUAUUGGUUUACCGGUAUACUCAAAAGGUACGUCAUCUAAGUUCACUCCAGCAUGAUUACGUGGCAAUCAUUUGUGCAAAGUUUGCACGUACGGAAGGUUUUAGUUGUACCCAUGUGUUCCUGUACAUCUGUUUGGAUCCGUUGACUUUGUCAUCAGGCCUUACCCCAUUACUCCACGUCUCUGUCAGUUUGUCGCUAGGAGCUCAAGUUGGUCCUCUUGCUGUUUAUAACAGUGUGUAUUUAUUCUAUACUUUAAGCUUGUAAAUAAGAAAUACUGGUUAAGUGUAAAAUCUAUUUUAUUUAUAUGCACUUGCAUUACCUGGAAGUGGUGGUGUCCAAUGUGUAGAAGACUUUUUAUAUAUGUAUUAUAUAUUGUUUUGAUAAAUAUAAAUAUAUUCAAAUAUAUAUUCGCACAAUGUUUUUAGUGCCCAGCAGAGCAGUCGCUAAGAGGACGUUGUCACAGGACAACCUUGUAUCUCCAUAACAGUCCUAAUUUACAAUUCACUUCGGUCUUCUAAUGCAAUGUUACCAACGAAAAAAAUCCAAAAACUGUAGAUUAAGCUGAUUAUGCAUGAAUAUUAAAAUGAUUAUAUUGUGUUCUCACAAUGUCAUUCAUAUUUUUGUAUUACCUGAAAUUCACCUUUGUCUCUUUAAGUUUAACCAAAUUACAUCCUAAAAUUGGCCAGACUUUUGCAGAGGACUCUGAAUGUUCUACUUAGAUACUACUUACAGUAGAUAAAUUCAUAAAUAGAUAAAGACUUUCUGAAGGUACAAGGUUUUCAUCUGACAGCAGCGAUUUGGUAACCCAGGGGCAACACAGAGGACAUGUUAAACUGCAUAGGCUUGUAUAUAGGGUACAAGCUAGCUAAGGCACACAGAAGCUCAAUGCUCAGUAUUGAAUUACACAAAUUGCUUAUUUUCGCUCAGCAGCUUUUCACAACCUAAGCUAUUCCAUCCAGCAUUUGAAUGCAGAUUGCUGAUAUGAGGUCAGAUACAGGUUUGACUGAAAAACACACAGCGUUUGUCUCCUUUUACACUUAACGCACUUCAUGUAAAAGUAGAUAACACAGGGAUGGUAUUGGUAGCAUGCUACAAUACGCCCAGCACUGAUGUGAACUGUUCUGAAUAAUCGAACCAUGAUCUUAUGUAACUGAUUGUGCUAAUGUGUGAAUUCCUUUUGACCAAACUUGUUAGCAGUUUUGAAAUUGGAGUUUGUAUUAACAUUGUUUAUCAAUGUUCCAGCUUUUUUGGUCCUAGUUGUGUCCAAAUGGUUAGCCAGAUUUAGCACUAUCUGCAUGACAGACAGGUUUUUUUUUUAUUGUCAAUAAUACGUUAAAGUCCGCCAGUUGUUGCAGGUGGGUUAGUAAAUGUCUCACACAAUGUAUGGUAUUAUAUUGUAUAUUGUGUUUAAAAAUAAAUCUGAAAUACUUUUUUUAUGAACUCAUUAAAAGCAAAGCAUGAAUAUA
Betta splendens (Siamese fighting fish) is the source of this 5704-nucleotide messenger RNA. RefSeq names its product phosphodiesterase 4B, cAMP-specific a (gene pde4ba). The record is from RefSeq and is a predicted model, not a curated record. NCBI's taxonomy places the organism in Eukaryota, Metazoa, Chordata, Actinopteri, Anabantiformes, Osphronemidae. The transcript is spliced from 14 exons. Gene Ontology annotation, biological process: signal transduction. Gene Ontology annotation, cellular component: nucleus; perinuclear region of cytoplasm; cytosol. Gene Ontology annotation, molecular function: transmembrane transporter binding; 3',5'-cyclic-AMP phosphodiesterase activity. Bases 478 to 2721 code for a protein of 747 amino acids.